GAGGAUGCCUCCACGUACUUUCGACACGCUCGUGCAGCUCGUCGGACCACACAUUCGGAAGAAAGAUACGAAUUUCCGAAAAGCGAUCAGUCCCGAGCACCGGACUGCGCAAACUGUCAGAUUCUUGGCUGCAGGGGAAACGCUCCGCUCAUCUUGUUUUAGCUUCCUAAACGGACGCUCGACAGCCUGUGGCAUUGUGUGGUCGGUGUGCCAAGUGCUGUGGGACGUCCUUGGCCCUUUGUACGUUGCCUGUCCAUCAAGUGCAGAUGAGUGGCUGCGGAUUGCAAGUGAUUUCGAGGAGCGGUGGAACAUGCUCCACUGCGUGGGCGCAAUUGAUGGAAAACAUGUUGCCAUCGAAUGUCCUGCCAAAUCAGGAAGUGAGGACCGGAACUACAAACACUUUUUCAGUAAAUCUCUGCUUGCCAUCAGCGACGCCUGCUACAGAUUUCUGUACGUAGAAAUAGGUCACCAUAGCAGCGACUCAGAUGGCGGUGUGUUCAGCCGAAGUAGGCUACAAGAGGCCAUUCUUUCCAACAAGCAAGGAUUCCCCCAUGAUGCACCGUUGAGCAACUUUGGCAACAUUCCCUUCUACCUGGUGGGAGAUGAAGCGUUUCCCCUUAAGACAUACAUGAUGCGGCCUUAUCCCAGGAAAUACAAUGUUCUGUCCAUGAUCAUGGACUCUUGCCAAGGGAUCUGA
Molecule: messenger RNA, 697 nt
Organism: Dermacentor andersoni
Lineage: Eukaryota; Metazoa; Arthropoda; Arachnida; Ixodida; Ixodidae
Source: RefSeq, a predicted model, not a curated record